This is a messenger RNA of Amphiprion ocellaris (clown anemonefish), 1300 nucleotides long. It is a transcript of the gene samd10a, whose product is annotated as sterile alpha motif domain containing 10a. Gene Ontology annotation, molecular function: protein binding. Gene Ontology annotation, cellular component: cytoplasmic side of plasma membrane. Lineage: Eukaryota; Metazoa; Chordata; Actinopteri; Pomacentridae. The transcript is spliced from 5 exons. The record is from RefSeq and is a predicted model, not a curated record. Gene Ontology annotation, biological process: cell surface receptor protein tyrosine kinase signaling pathway. Bases 439 to 966 code for a protein of 175 amino acids.
AUUACAGGGCCCGGGGCUGCACUUUGAGCUCACUGCGCUCAUGCGGGCUCUUGAGAAAAAGCCGCGCAUCUGAUUCUCACGACACGGAUAAAAAAAAAAAACAACAAAAAAAAAAAACCCGCACACAAGUACACACAUCGCGCACACGCUUGCGCGCUCAUGAGCCUGGGGAACCAGUCAGCCAGCUGCUCGAGGACGUUCCUGCCCGUCUUCAGCAACUUCAGCCCGCACACUCCAGCACAAACACAGCGCCACCGGAGCGGCUUUUACUGCGCUUUCCCAGUCGGACCAGCAGCACCAGAGAGGAUGUAGAGCGUCUCCGCUGCUGCCAGACCUCACUGAAAGUUUCGUUGGUGAACACAGAGAGAAGAGGAGAAAGAGAAGGAGGACGCAGGACGAUGGGAGACUUUCACUAGAUCCACUCCAGCGCUGAACACCAUGGCUGUGGACGCUGCAUCCAGUUUCAGUUUCUGCAGGCCAGCUGUGGAGUAUAGGGCUCUGCCUGAGGACUUUAAGCAGCAACUGAGUCGACGGACGGGUGGGAACCUAACCUGGCAUGACGGCCGCGGACAGAAAACUGCUGGAGGCAGAACAGUGAAGCUGCUGCAGCAGCCGGGAACCGACGCCCUGCAGUACCGUUCCAGUGACAGUUAUGGGAUAUAUCACACGAGCCCGACACAGCCCAGCCUGAUCCGUCCUGUCGUGCUUUGGUCACAACAAGAUGUUUGUAAAUGGCUCAAGAAACAUUGUCCACACAACUACCUGACCUAUGUGGAGGCGUUUUCCCACCACGCCAUCACAGGUCGUGCGUUGCUGCGUCUGAACGGGGAGAAGCUGGAGAGGAUGGGUUUGGUGCAAGAGACACUUCGACAGGAGCUGCUGCAACAGGUGCUGCAGCUGCAGGUGCAGGAGGAGGGACGCAACCUGCAGCUGCUCAGCAGAGGUUCCUUUGGAAAGAUAUCAUAGCUGAAACACAUGGACACUGUGGAUAUGUCAUGAUAGAAACUGAAAUGUGAAUCACAUCUGUGGGAUGAAUGCAUCCAGCGAACAGCGAUUUCCAGAAUAAUGCUGAUAAGUGAAAGGUGGCAGCUUUUCAUUCGUUAUCUGCACGAUAAACUGACUUCAUCUUCUCAGACUGACUCUGAACUGAUGAAAAAGCAUCAUGACAAUCUGUUUUGUCAAAUUCUCACUGUGCUGUGAUUAAUUAUUAUUCCUCCCUGACUGUCUUCUUCCUCUUUCUCUGUCUGAAACUUUUUUAAUGUCCGAAAAAUCAUUAAUAAAUAAAAAUCUGAAAAUGUCA